This is a messenger RNA of Phaeodactylum tricornutum CCAP 1055/1, 2472 nucleotides long. RefSeq lists its product with no specific name. The transcript has a single exon. Gene Ontology annotation, molecular function: protein binding. Lineage: Eukaryota; Bacillariophyta; Bacillariophyceae; Surirellales; Neidiaceae. The coding region runs from base 1 to 2472 and encodes 823 amino acids. The record is from RefSeq and is a predicted model, not a curated record.
AUGCCGUCCGUCGUGACAGGAAACCGUGUUGCCGCGCUCUUUACCGUACGUGCUCGUCCUUGCGUGCGGCCUCGAUCUAGGACGUUGCAUGGUUCCGUCGUCUCCCCUUCUCCGUGCCGAAUACCAUCACUGUCGGGUCGAAGGAAUACUCCAGGAGCCCUAGGCACACACGGCGUUUCCAACCGCUCCUUGGCUUUUCAACACUCACCGACUCUUUGGAAUCCCAACGUGGAGUCAUUUACCGACAAUGCAUCUCCCGAGAAGGACGUCCAACUGCGAUUCGACGUAUCCAAAUCCGAGGAAUUAUGGGUUGCAGAAACGUCCCGUCUCCUUCGUUGGGAUGCUCCGUCACCUACGUGGACGGGGCGGGAGAUUACGCAGGCUGAAGAAACCAUUCGCUAUUGGAUUACGAAACACCGAACGAGACCGCAAACUAUCCAAACCUGUCUCACGCUUUUUGGGCGUACGGUCACGACGCUGGAAUUGCACCCGCAGUUGCUGAAGAAGGAUGAAUGCUUGGCCCACUGGUACGACGGUCGCUAUCCCCGCGCCACGCACUUGCUCAACGCCAUUGUGGACGCCUGGAGACUCUGUUGGAUGGACAAUGCCAAUGUCGUCAGCGCUAAACAGCUCUUUUCUCUGUUGGAGAGCUGGACGGCCGCGGCGCCGCCCGUCCCUAUUGACGCACGAACCUACACUUUGCUCCUCACGGCCGCUACCGCCAAGGGUGACCCCACGCAGGCUCCUCUCUCUGGGCAAGAGUUGCUGGCCAUCAUGCUCGAACGCGGCGCCACACAACAGGCAGAAUUGCCGGAUACCUUUCUUUUCACGGCCACCUUACGAGCCUGGGCCCUCAGUGGACGGGAGGAUGCCGCGCAAGGCGCAUGGGCUCUCUGGAAGGACUGGCGUGAACUGCGCCGGGAGGGGACUGUGACGGCUACACCCAAUGUUGUGGCCUACACCACUCUUCUGGACGUCUUGACUGCGGCGGAAGACUUGGUGUACAUGCAGCACGCCGACCAGGUAUUGCGCGAUAUGAUGGGGCACCUGCACGAGACCGUGACACCCGACACGAUCGCCUUUCGUCUCGUAAUCUUCGGUUGGUUGCGCUGGGCGGGAAAGAUGCCCGUAACUCUGCACGCUGACGACGAGGAAUCACCGAAACGGGAAAGUUGUCUAGUGGAUGCACGGGACGAGAACGAUCCUGUCUCCAUGCCUUUGCAAAAGGCGUACGGGCUGCUCCAUACCAUGCUGGAACUAGAUCAGAGCGGGAUUGAAGGCGUCGCUUGUGAUGCUACCUUCUUUUCCAAGUUUAUUUCGGCGUCCGCGCUCGUCGGCCGUUUCGAAAUCGCCCAAAAAGCCUACGACGAUUUGCUCGCUCUGUACGAAAAAACUGGUCAAGAACGAUUCCGUCCCGAAACAUUCACCAAACGUGCCAUGAUUCUGGUCCACUGUGGAGUUCACCGUGCCGUUUCGGCGGAAAAGCUCUUAAUCGAAAUGCAGGAAGAGGCGGCCGCCCGUGGUGAUCCAUCUUUUUUACCCAAGCCCAGUCACUACCGGGACGUGAUUGUGGCAUGGCUCACCCACCCCCGCGACACCAGAAUUUCGCAACGCGCCGAAGGUGUCUUGAUAAGGCUUAUCGAGCUGGCAAGUAGCAUGGAAGACGAACAGGAGAAGGAUCGGUACAUGCCCAAUGAAAUGCUAAUUGAAAAGGUUUUGUUGAGUUGGUCACGAUCUGAGCGCCAGGAUGCCGCCUUUCGUGCCGAGGUACUCUUACGCACCAUUCAAAAGUUGGUCCCCAACGCGGAGUCCUCGGUGUUGGGACCCAAUGCGUUCACCAACGUCAUGGUUGCGUGGUCGAGAUCUAAAUCGCACGAGGCGGUGGGGCGUUGCGAGGAUCUCCUGUUUGAAUUGCAACGACGGUACGAGGACGGUCUAGUCCAUUUGCAACCCGAUGCCUUUCACUAUACGGCUGUAAUUCGUACGUGGGCAAAUAGUCAACGCAGGGACAGCGCCAGUAAUAUUCAGGAUUGGUUCGAUCAAGCUGUAGAGUCAUAUCAGGCGGGCAAUCAACGGGCACGCCCCGACCAACACAUGUAUGGAGCCGCCAUUCAUGGAUUUGGGCACGUUGGAGAUGACCACAAGGCAGAACGUCUGUUCCAUGUCAUGAUCAAAGACUUUGAGCAUGGCAAUGAAUCGGCACUGCCUUCUACGCGCAUUCUCAACAUGGUACUCUUUGCUUUGCUCCGUUCGAGUGACACAGCUGCGCCCGAAAGGGCGUUGAAGAUAUUGGGGGAGAUUGAAGCGCUUAGUCGAGUCGGCUGGUUCAAUGCAUUUCCGGACGAUCGAAGUUUAUCCUUGGCUAUUCAAAUUUUGUCCAAGGAUCCAACGGGCAAGUAUACGAAUGAAAUUACAGACUUUCAUGACCAAAGAAAGCGACUCGGAAAGUUUUCCCGACAGCGACGGUCUUGA